Messenger RNA from Micropterus dolomieu (smallmouth bass), 1231 nucleotides. Its product is annotated as ATP-sensitive inward rectifier potassium channel 10-like. Gene Ontology annotation, cellular component: plasma membrane. The coding region runs from base 1 to 1128 and encodes 375 amino acids. NCBI's taxonomy places the organism in Eukaryota, Metazoa, Chordata, Actinopteri, Centrarchiformes, Centrarchidae. The record is from RefSeq and is a predicted model, not a curated record. Gene Ontology annotation, biological process: regulation of monoatomic ion transmembrane transport; potassium ion import across plasma membrane. Gene Ontology annotation, molecular function: inward rectifier potassium channel activity. The transcript has 6 exons.
AUGGUGGACACCUUGAGGCGUGUCCUGUCCAAAGAUGGCCGUAGCAACGUACGCAUCGAGCACGUCAGCGGGCGGAAUGCGCUAUACAUGCGUGACCUCUGGACAACAUUUCUGGACAUGCAGUGGCGCUACAAGUUCUUCCUGUUCACAGCCACGUUUGCAGGGACCUGGUUCCUGUUUGGGGUACUGUGGUAUCUGGUGGCAUUGGUGCAUGGAGACCUUCUUGAGUUCGACCCUCCAUCAAACCACACGCCCUGUGUGAUGCAGAUGCAGACCCUGACGGGGGCUUUCCUCUUCUCUCUGGAAUCUCAGACAACCAUUGGUUAUGGUUUCCGAUGCAUCACUGAGGAAUGUCCAGCUGCCAUCAUCCUCCUCAUCGUCCAGCUUGUCAUCACCAUGCUGAUGGAGAUUUUCAUCACUGGUACCUUCCUGGCCAAGGUUGCUCGGCCAAAGAAGCGAGGCGAGACAGUGAAGUUCAGCCAACACGCUGUGGUGUCGACCCACGAAGGCCGACCCUGCCUGAUGAUCAGGGUGGCCAAUAUGCGCAAGAGUCUUCUGCUUGGGUGUCAGGUGAGUGGAAAACUACUCCAGACUUCCCUGACCAAGGAGGGGGAGACGGUUCGUUUGGACCAGAGGAAUGUGCCUUUCCAAGUGGACACGUCCAGUGACAGCCCCUUCCUCAUCCUGCCCCUCACCUUCUACCACCUCAUCGAUGACAGCAGCCCCUUGCGAGCCUGGGCAGCCAAGGAUCCAGAGUUGGCAGACUUUGAGUUGCUGGUGAUCAUGAGUGCUACAGUUGAGCCAACCUCCGCCACCUGCCAAGUCCGCACCUCCUACCUGCCGGAUGAGAUUCUCUGGGGCUAUGAGUUUCCCCCUGUAGUCUCCCUUUCGCCAUCAGGCAAAUACGUAGCGGACUUCGCCUUUUUCGACAAAGUGGCCAAGACCAAGACCACCCCCAUCUUCAAACCAUCCAGCCCCCAGCAUGGGUACCAGAGCAACGGGGGUGGAACUGUGCCUGAGGUGUCCGAUCCUGAGAAGAUUCGGCUGGAGCAGAGCUAUAGGGACAGAGGGGAGGACCGUGGCCGGGUCAGAGACACUCCUCUCAGUGUUCGCAUCAGCAACGUCUAAACUGCUUGACUGGUUGUGAAGGGAUCGUUUCACAGUGAGCGAUGUGCAGAACACUGAUUUGCUCUCAAUGUCACCGGCAAAUCAAUGAAUCAUUACAUAAGAA